UCCAUGGUUUUUGUUCGACAAUGUUGAUGAUGAUAACCAUUACACUAUUACAUAUCCAUAUCCAUCAUCAACACACAAACUGCUCAUCAAAUGAGUGUCGUGUGAAAAAGCCAACCACACACAACAAUUAAUCCUAAACAACCAAAUCAAAUUCAACCAUUCAACCAAACUAAACUGAACAAUGGAAAACGAUCGAACCUGGCCGCUUAAUGUCAUCGUUCAUUAUGGCGGCAAUAUGGUGGAAAAGAAAAAUGCCGAUGUGGAAAUCCUUGUUCGUGGCGAAUAUGCCAUCGGGCAUGUAAUGGCUUUGAUAGGACAAAAGAUCGGCACCCAACAUGAUUGGUCGGAUCAUGCAUUAUGGUGGCCCAGCAAAAAACGGUGGCUUAAACAUUGUCGCAUGACAUUGGACCAGUUGGACGUAUGCCGCAAUACAAGGCUCGAAUUUCGACCAAUGCAUCAAACACUACGCAUUCAAUUUCCCGACCUUAAUGUUGACGAACUAAAAGUCGACUUUUCCGUCAACGUAUUGACAGCCGUGGCUAAACUAUGUCAAGUGAUCAACAUUAGUCAUCCGGAAGAAUGGUCAUUGGCAAGGCCAUUGACCAAUCGACAAUUGAAACGCAAUGAUCACCAUCUACAGGCAAGUCCAUUACAAAGGUUUCCGGUCAACACCAGCACAUUGUCCGGACAGAAAAGCAACAAUAACAUCUACACUAAUCACACCAUCAAUCAUUCGAGCGGCAGUCUUUUAUCGCAAAAGUCCUACACCACAAUUUCAUCGAAUGGUUCAUCAUCGAUGAAUGAUUCUAAUCACAGUCUUAGCUUGUCAUCGUCAUUAUCCUUACCAAACAACAACCCUUCCACAUUAUUACCACAUCCAAAAACAUCAGUGCAAAAAGCGCGUCUCAAUUCGGCGUGGCUUAAUUCAUCCAUAUCGUUAUUCGAACAGGAUGUUUGCGAGAAUGAUCUACUGUUGUUAAAAAUCAAAUAUUAUGCAUUUCAUCAACUCAAAUCUUCUGAAUUAACUCGAGUCAAUUAUCUUUACGAAAAUCUAAAACGAAAUAUUCUUCAAGAGGAAAUAUCCUGCACCGAAGAUGAAAUGUACACAUUGGCUGCCAUCAUGCUACAAGUCAGCUAUUGCAGUGGGGAAAAUAAAUCCUCCACCAACGGACACAACCCAAUCCAACAUCGACAAUAUUCACCCAAAAUCAAUGGCAAUGGUCAUCAUCACCAUCACCAUCACCAUCAUCAUAACCAUACCCAUAAUAAUCAUCAUAAUAACAAUAACAAUACCAAUGGAAACGGAUUGAACGGUUCGAUAUCGUCAUCAUUCAAUGAUAUCGAUGAAGUUGACUGUGCAUUGGAAACGUUGGAAAAAGAAUUACAAACAACUAGUCUGGGCGAUAAAUCCAAUGGGAAAAGUCAGGUUCCAAUAUUGGAUGGUCAGUUGAAAAUAUCAUCUCAGAAAAUCAAAAAUGCCACAUCCACACUGGCACGAAUCCGAUCCACCAUUACAGGCGAUCGCACUUAUUAUGCAAUAUUUCGCGAAACAACAUUAUACGCUUAUCGCAAUACACAAGAUUUAACCAUUCCGGCCAUCACACUGGAUAUGGUUAGCUGCGAAGUGAAUCCGGAUGUAUUGGCCAGUCAACAUCGAUACUGUUUCCAGAUUAUCGAUUCGAAUCAUGGAUUAUGCUAUUACGUCAAAUGUCAGGAUGAAUCUCAAUACGCUAAGUGGUUUGCCGCAUGCAAACAGGCAACCCAUGGCCACACAAUGGCACAUUCAUCCUAUGAUCAACAAUACAGUCAUACAUUGAAACUAUUGCAAGUUCAAUCCAAAUUCUCGCAAACCAAAAAUGUCAGCAAACAACAACUCAAAAGUUUGGAUAUUGAGCCCAGUCAUUUCAUCGCGCCUAGAUUUCUGAAACGCAAAUCAAAAGAACAGAUUCUAGCCCGAAUCAAAACAGCACACGAACUAUUCAACAAUAACACAUUGAUCGAAGCGCAGAUGAAUUUCAUCCAAACAUGCCAAACCUUGAAAGAUUAUGCCAUCACGUUGUUUGUCAUUCGAUUUUAUAAAUCCAAAAAGGAGGAUCUACUCGGUGCUAUGCCCGAUAAACUGGUGCUCAUCGAUAUCAACAAUGGAACAUUGAAAAAAACAUGGAGAUAUAAAAAGAUGAUCGACUGGAAUAUUAACUGGGAAGUGAAACGGAUGUCCAUCAAUUUUGGCGUUGAAACCUUGGAAUUCGAAUGCAUCAGUGCCGAUUGUAAAGUGAUCCACGAAUUCAUAGGCGGUUAUAUCUACAUGUCGAUGCGCGGCACUCAGAUCGAUUCGUUCGAUGCCGAGCAAUUCCUCAAGUUGACCGGCGGCUGGAAUGAAGAUGAUGUUGUCAAUAAUGAUGACGAUGAUGAUGGCGGUAGCAAUGGUAAUGACGAUCACAUUACAAUGUGUCGACGAGAAGCCUGGGCCAAUCUUCAUCCAGGUCUGAUGGUGAAAUGAAUGUUUUUGUUGUUGCACAUAUUUAUUAAAUUGAUUCGAAUAAUAAAAAGAAAAUGAGAAAAAUUUAA
This is a messenger RNA of Dermatophagoides pteronyssinus (European house dust mite), 2568 nucleotides long. RefSeq names its product fermitin family homolog 2-like. The record is from RefSeq and is a predicted model, not a curated record. Gene Ontology annotation, cellular component: cell-substrate junction. Gene Ontology annotation, biological process: integrin-mediated signaling pathway; cell-matrix adhesion. Gene Ontology annotation, molecular function: integrin binding. NCBI's taxonomy places the organism in Eukaryota, Metazoa, Arthropoda, Arachnida, Sarcoptiformes, Pyroglyphidae.